UUCAGCUUUUUAUCUGUCCCAGUUCAGAUCCCAGAUCUGUUGUAACUCACAGAGAGGAAAUCAUGGUGCAUCUAUUGAAAGAAAUCUUCUUGUUAACAAUUGUGGCAUCGGCGUUGACUUUGCCUUGGGGACCAUAUGACACUUCCAAUGACCCCCGCAGAGGUGGGAUAGAAAAUCGUAUGAACGAUGCAGGAACGGAUGGAAAUGUUGAUGAUCCUCCUCCCAACGGUGACGAGGAACAUUAUCCAGUGGUAACCGACGCGGACUCAAAGCGCGACUUAAUCAUAAAUGAUGAAAAGCCGCCGACUGAUGUAGACGAGGAUGAAACAUUCCCAGACACGACUUAUGCUGAACAAGAAUCGGAUGAAAACGAUGAAACGGUCGAGGAUGCUCCACCCGAUGGUGUACAAUAUCCUGCGGCAACACAUAAAGACUUAAAACGCACUUUACUUCCCUUUGACGGAAACAGGAAAAUCCGGAAUAAAAGAGGAGCAGUAUCCAGUUCAAAAUAUCUCUGGAAAACCACCACAGAGGCAAAUGGAAAACGCAUCGUCAAGAUCACCUACAAAUACGUUAGCUCUCCUCCCACUAAUGUUAAGAAAUGGAUGAAAUACUUAACUUGUCAGUUGGAACAAGAUACAUGUAUCCGGCUUCAAGAGGCAGAUGGCGGCCACGUACAAGUUGUCACAAAUAACAACGACGGCUGUUUCUCUGACAUAGGGUACCGCGACAAGACUCAAACGUUGAACCUUGGAACAGGGUGUGAAUACAUGUCGACUGUCAGUCACGAGUUGAUGCACCUUUUGGGAUACUAUCACGAAUUUACCAGAAACGAUCGCGACAAUUACAUUAAAGUAUACCCGGAAAAUCUCCAGGACGGUAUAUUUAAAACGGAGUUCAAGAAAAGAAUUCAGAAUAACCAAGGAUUUCCUUACGAUCUUAAUAGCAUCAUGCAGUACGAUACACACACCUUUAGCAAAAACGGAAAACACACUAUGGAGGCGAAGACUAAUCCAAACCAUAAACUUGGGUCGACUUCACACUUUGAUGCCAUGGAUUUGGAAAAAAUCAAUGCCCUUUAUUGCAACGAGAAGAAAGUCUUCAAAGAUCACAAAUUUCGCUUGAUAACCGGAAGUGGCUGGGGAUCUGGAACUGAUGCAGAUCUCUACGUACAACUGAUUGGCAGCCAAGGGGCGUCACAACGGAGGCUUCUCACAUCUGGAGGGUGGAUCCAAGAUGAAAAGGAACGGGGAGCUGACGAAGUGUACUAUCUUCCUUUUGAGGAUGUGGGAACCGUUUUGAAAGUGAAUGUACGCCUGAAAAAUGAAGAUGAAGGUUGCUCGAUUGACGCAGGGAAGAGAAAGAAAAAAAGACUCUUUAGCUUUUCCGGAUAUACUAUGGGAAACCUGGAAGUGGAUGGGAUCUCAUUUGGGGGAAACAUCGAUUUGUACCCAGGAGACGAAAAGUCACUUGACCGCCAGAAAUGAACCG
Molecule: messenger RNA, 1491 nt
Organism: Stylophora pistillata
Lineage: Eukaryota; Metazoa; Cnidaria; Anthozoa; Scleractinia; Pocilloporidae
Biological process (GO): proteolysis
Molecular function (GO): metalloendopeptidase activity; protein binding; zinc ion binding
Source: RefSeq, a predicted model, not a curated record